AUGCGUCAAACGGUUCGUCCUCCAAUCGCUCCACCUACCGUAGGUGUGAGAUAUUUUGAAUUUCUUGAACAGUAUGAAAGUGAGGGUGAAACGUUUCUUGACUCAAUUGUGACUGGUAACGAAACGUGGGUGUGUCACUAUACUCUCGAGUCAAAAAGGCAAUCUCUACAGUGGCGCCAUACCCAUUUACCAUCAACCGAAAAAUUCAAAGUCCAAUUUUCAGAGAGAAAGAUGGCCUCUGUUUUUUGGGACCGUAAAGGGUUAUUAUUGGUCGAUUUUAUGCCUAAAGGAACCACCAUAAAUGCAGCUGCAUACUGUGAGACCCUCAAGAAGUUGAAAAAAAAAAUCAAAGGCAAAAGAAGAGGAAUGCUGACUCGUGGUGUGUCACUCCUUCAUGACAACGCUAGACCUCAUACCGCCCGUCUCACUCAGGGACCUGCUUGUUUCAUUUGGGUGGGAUAUUGUGACUCACCCACCCUACUCCCCGGACCUGGCAACAUCGGAUCAUCAUCUUUUCAAUAA
Messenger RNA from Macrosiphum euphorbiae (potato aphid), 522 nucleotides. The record is from the annotation of a GenBank genome assembly. NCBI's taxonomy places the organism in Eukaryota, Metazoa, Arthropoda, Insecta, Hemiptera, Aphididae.